GAGGAGUUGUGGGGGAGUGAGGGAGAGAAGAGGUUGAAAAGCUGAUUAGCUGCUUUACAGUAAAACCCAGAGAAAGUGAGCUCUUACGGGAAACUGGAUUCAGCCCUCCAGGGAUUCUACUUAGCCCGCCAGGAAUUAACCUUGACUAUAAAUAGGCCAUCAAUGACCUUUCCAGAGAAUGUUCAGAGACCUCAACUUUGUUUAGAGAUCUUGUGUGGGUGGAACAUCCUGUUUGCACACAGAGCAGCAUAAAGCCCAGUUUCUUUGGAAAGUGUUUGGGACCAGAUGGAUUGCAGGGGGUAGGGCACAAUACAGUGUGGUCUCCUCUGGCUCUUUCUCCCUGCAACAUGGGGAAGAACAAACUCCUUCGCCUCAGUCUUGUCCUCCUCCUGGUCCUCCUGCCCACAGAUGCGUCAGUCUCUGGAAAACCGCAGUAUAUGGUUCUGGUCCCCUCCUUGCUCCACACUGAGACUGCUGAGAAAUGCUGUAUCCUUAUGAGCUACCUGAAGGAGACAGUGACUGUAAAUGCUUCCUUGGAGUCUAUCAGGGGAAACAGCAGCCUCUUCACUGACCUGGUGGCAGAGACGGACGUGCUCCACUGUGUCGCCUUCUCUGUCCCAAAGAUUUCAUCCAGUGAGGAAGUAAUGUUCCUCACUGUCCAAGUGAAAGGACCAACCCAAGAAUUCAAGAAGCGGACCUCAGUCAUAGUUAAGAACGACGAGAGUCUGGUCUUUGUCCAGACAGACAAACCGAUCUACAAACCAGGGCAGACAGUGAAAUUUCGUGUUGUCUCAUUGGAUGAAACCUUUCACCCCCUGAAUGAGUUGAUUCCACUAGUAUACAUUCAGGAUCCCAAAGGAAAUCGCAUUGCACAGUGGCGGAGUCUCCAGUUAGAGGAUGGCCUGAAGCAAUUGUCUUUUCCCCUCUCAUCAGAGCCUUUCCAGGGCUCCUACAAGGUGGUAGUACAGAAGGAAUCCGGUGGAAGGAGAGAGCACCCCUUUACCGUGGAGGAAUUUGUUCUUCCCAAGUUUGAAGUGCGAGUAACAGUGCCGAAGAUAAUCACCAUCUUGGAUGAAGAGAUGAAUGUAUCAGUAUGUGGCCUAUAUACAUAUGGGAAGCCUGUCCCAGGACAUGUGACUGUGAGCAUUUGCAGAAAGUAUAAUGAUGUUUCUGACUGCUUUGGUGAAGAGUCACAGGCUUACUGCGAGAAAUUUAGUGGGCAGCUGAACAGUCACGGCUGCUUCUCUCAGCAACUAAAAACCAAGGUCUUCCAGCUGAAGAGGAAGGAGUAUGAAAUGAAACUUCACACUGAGGCCAAGAUCCAAGAAGAAGGGACAGAGGUGGAGCUGACUGGAAGGGGGACUAGUGAAAUCACAAGAACCAUCACCAAACUCUCAUUUGUGAAAGUGGACUCAAACUUUAGACAAGGGAUUCCCUUCUUUGGGCAGGUGCGCCUCGUAGAUGGGAAAGGUGUCCCUAUGCCAAAUAAAGUCGUAUUCAUCAGAGCAAAUGAAGCAAACUAUCACUCCAAUGCUACCACAGACGAACAUGGUCUUGUACAGUUCUCUAUCAACACCACCAAUGUGAUGGGUACCUCUCUUUCUGUUAGGGUCAGAUACAAGGAUCGUCAUCACUGUUACAACUACCAGUGGGUGUCAGAAGAAAACGAAGAGGCACAUCACACUGCUUACCUUGUGUUCUCCCCAAGCAAGAGCUUUGUCCACCUUGAGCCCAUCCCUCAUGAGCUACCCUGUGGCCAAACUCAGAGAAUCCAGGCACAUUAUAUUCUGAAAGGAGACGUCCUGCAGGGGCUGAAGAAGUUCACCUUCUAUUCUUUGUUAAUGGCAAAGGGAGGCAUUGUCUACACUGGGACUCAUGGACUGCUUGUGAAGCAGGGAGACAGUGAGUAUUUCCGUCAUCUCUGCAUUGCUGCCCCAUUCCGACCUAUUCAGCCUUACACCACAGAAGCGUCAGGAACACUUCUUCUUUUAUUUCUAUGGGUUUUGGGGGGAAUAGGUGGUAUUUGGUCACAUGAAUAAAUCCUUUAUUGGUGAUUUCUGAGAUUUUGGUGCACCCAUCACCAGAGCAGCAUAC
Molecule: messenger RNA, 2094 nt
Organism: Sapajus apella (tufted capuchin)
Lineage: Eukaryota; Metazoa; Chordata; Mammalia; Primates; Cebidae
Product: alpha-2-macroglobulin-like
Exons: 13
Coding region: 348-2039 (563 amino acids)
Molecular function (GO): endopeptidase inhibitor activity
Source: RefSeq, a predicted model, not a curated record